GGAGGAUGAGAUGGUUUAUUUUGUCUGGUUUUUAGUUAGAAAGUUCUGAAAAAAUUAAAAUGUUACAGCGAUUAAUUUAUAGUAGUUUUGAACUGAAAAUAUCUCGUAAAAAUUCACAAUUAUUGUUUAAUAUUCCGACGACAACUAAAUGGUGUCAGGAGUGUGGAACCAGGUUAUACUCUCGAUACAAGGCGCCAGUAGUAAUACGAAAUAAUUAUGAAAGAAACUUCUGUAAUAAAUAUGCGGCAUUCAAUCAUAAAAUCCGCUGGUACACAACCCAAGUGGAUGCUGAGAAGAAAAGUGAACAUAUCGAAAGUGUAAAAGAAAAAAAAGCAAUAGAAUCUACGAAAAAGAUCAAUGUCAAAUUAAAGACAUCAGAUAUAAAACGAUUAUUUUCACUAGCAGAGCCAGAAAAAUGGACCCUAGCUGGUGCUAUUGGUUUCCUGGUAAUAUCGUCUAGUGUUACUAUGGCUAUACCAUUCUCACUGGGAAAGGUGCUGGACAUCAUAUACAGUAGUACAAGUGACUUGGGUGCUGCCCGGGAGAAGCUGGACACAUUAUGUUUGAUGUUAUGUGGAGUAUUCCUCAUUGGGGGUCUUUGUAACUUUGGAAGGGUUUAUUUGAUGUCAAUAUCAGGUCAAAGAAUGACACAAUCUCUUCGCAAGCAAGUUUAUGGUGCAAUAAUGAGACAGGAAACUGCUUGGUUUGGCAGAACCUCAACUGGAGAACUAGUCAACAGAUUAUCGGCUGACACUCAGCUUGUGGGCCGGAACCUUAGUCAAAAUGUCAGUGAUGGUUUGCGCUCACUUUUUAUGGUUGGUGCAGGGACCGGGAUGAUGAUUUACAUGUCUCCAUCCUUGGCGCUGGUCGGGUUGUGUGUGGUGCCACCGGUGUCUAUGUUGGCUGUGAUAUACGGGAGAUUUGUGCGCGGUAUUACAAGGCAGCUACAGGAUGCUCUAGCUGAGUCUAGCGAGUUGGCCGAAGAGAAGAUUUCAAAUAUAAAGACUGUGAAAGCAUUUAGUAAGGAGGAAGCAGAGUGUCGGACUUAUGCACAACGAAUAGAAAAUUUGUUGCAACUUGCGUACAAGGAAUCGUUAGCUGUUGGUAGCUUCUAUGGACUGACGGGCCUCGCAGGGAACACGAUAAUAAUCCUAGUCCUUUACUAUGGAGGUGGUAUGGUAGCCACAGAACAGCUGACAGUCGGCAAUCUAACGUCAUUCCUUCUAUACGCUGCGUAUGUUGGUAUUAGUAUUGGCGGGUUAAGCAGCUUCUACACAGAGCUGAAUAAAGGAUUGGGCGCUGCGACUCGACUUUGGGAUAUUAUUGAUAGAGAACCUGCUAUUCCUGUUUCAGGAGGAUUUAGACCAGCACAAAGACCUAAAGGCGAACUGAUUCUAGAAAAUGUGUUCUUUAAAUACGCCGAAGCGCCAUUACUGAAAGGAGUCAACUUGCACCUUCAGCCAGGAAGAUCAAUAGCCUUAGUCGGCAGAUCGGGUUGCGGCAAGAGUACUAUAGCUUCGUUGAUAUUGAGGCUAUAUGAUCCUGAUAAGGGUAGGGUGCUACUAGAUGGCGUGGAUAUCAAAGAUUUGGAUCCCCUAUGGUUGAGGAGUCACAUUGGUUUUGUUAGUCAGGAACCAGUAUUAUUUAGCGGAACAAUAAAGGAAAAUAUUCUAUAUGGUGCUAUAGAUGAAGAUAUUGAUAAUGAAUUAUUACACGACAAAAAUGAUAAAAAAGACUUACCGUGGUUGGCGGCAGCUCGAACGGCGCAUUUAGAAGAGCUCGUUCACGCUUCUAGUAACGGGUUUGAAAGGCAGGUCGGCGCGAGAGGCGGCCAGCUCAGCGGAGGUCAGAAACAGAGGGUUGCGAUAGCUAGGGCUAUUGUUAAGAACCCUAAAAUCCUUAUACUAGACGAAGCUACCUCAGCGUUGGACACUUACUCCGAAUAUUUAGUAGACAAAGCAUUGAAAGAAAUCAGUAAAGACCGAACUGUUCUUACCAUCGCUCAUAGACUUAGUACCAUUCAGUCGGCUGACGAGGUAGUGGUUAUGGAGAACGGUGUUAUUGUAGAGAAGGGUCCCUACCAAGAACUUAUGAUGAAACCAGGUGGUUUCUUCAAGGAAUAUAUAAGCCAUCAAACAUUCGAAAAGAAAAAUCGGGAACAAGACAUACACUCAUAACAUAUACCUACCUCCAUUUAAAUUUCCCUAAAGAAUUGUCUUGACAAAACGAGUAGGUGUUACAUUUUAAAUUGUUUUUAUUUUUUCCAAUAUUUUAUUUAUAUGUUCGUGUACUGUUGAUAAUUGUUAUGUUAAUUAUCCUUUUUUAAACGAUGUUAUUCAAAUAGUGGGCAAUAAAACCUGCUUUAUAUAAUAUAUAAAAUAUACCUACUUCCUGUUGUUAUUUAAAAUAUUUUAACGGUAAUUAGUAAAAACAUAGUAAAAUGUUUUGUAAAUAAACACUAUGAUUAUUUAUCAGUGGCUAAGGUGUGCGGUUUCCCGAGAUAAUAUGACCCUAAACGCGAGCAGAAGGUAAAUCACUAAGAAAUAUAAAUUGCUAUGUGUAAUUAAUAAUUAUUUGAAACAAGAAGGUGACCUCAUAAACCAUCAGCCCCUGCUAUUUAUCCUGAAUAAGUUUGUGAUAAAUGUAUAAUUAGGUGAUAGUCUAUUUUGUUUUAUUUAUGUGGCAUGGAACAAAUGCAAUAUGUGGGAUUAAUGUGUUCAAAAUGACGAAUAGUCAAAUUGUUACAUAAUUUAUUAAAAAAAUGUAUCUUAUAAGAUUUAAAUCUAUAGAGUGACAAACGGGUAAAGGAAUAAUUAUAUUUUGUCUGACACAAAUAAAAUGGUUGUUGUUAAUUUAAAAA
This is a messenger RNA of Spodoptera exigua (beet armyworm), 2860 nucleotides long. The record is from the annotation of a GenBank genome assembly. Lineage: Eukaryota; Metazoa; Arthropoda; Insecta; Lepidoptera; Noctuidae.